Paraphaeosphaeria sporulosa is the source of this 1039-nucleotide messenger RNA. RefSeq lists its product as uncharacterized. Bases 231 to 764 code for a protein of 177 amino acids. The record is from RefSeq and is a predicted model, not a curated record. The transcript is spliced from 2 exons. Lineage: Eukaryota; Fungi; Ascomycota; Dothideomycetes; Pleosporales; Didymosphaeriaceae.
CGCCUCACAUCACAUGCACAUGUGCUAGCAGGUUGCGCGACCUCAAGCUUCUUCCUCCACCGCACAGUACUGGUUACUGACCCCAUAGGCCCGGAUUGUGCUAGAAAACGUUCGUUGAUCGGUACCAGCAAUUGACCCUGGGUAAAUACAUUGCGUCGCCUACCGACCUGCUGCAUGUGCCAUUGCUCCACGGCGGACGAGCUGAGACAAAAACUUCAACACACACUGAGAUGGCGGUAACAGGCAAUUCAGGCGCCGACAGAGCACGCGGUCUGCUCAAUGGAAUUCCCGAUCGCUUUCAAGAGUUCUGCAAGAUGGAUCAGCUCACCUUCGUCGACUUGGCGGACUGGCUCGUGGAGCACGCCGACCGGAGAGACCCCAUCCCCAAGGAGAUCAGCGUAGAGGAGUGCAUGUUUGUUUUCCUCGAUAUCGCAGCGCAAGGGAGCAGUUUUCGGAUGGCGUCCUACAACUGGGACCACGACGUCAAGCUCACGCAACUCAUAUUCCUGAACAUGCUUGAAGAGCUCUGCAAGCUGCGUGAGAAAGAGCUGUGGUCCCCAGCGUGUCCAGACUUCAAACAGAGCCGGAAUCGAUGGCGAGUGCUCCGCGGAUCUCGCGCUGGCAAGUCGAGAAUGGACGGGCUCAUCAAGAUCGGCGAUGACCGCGAAACGGGCGACGGCCUCGAAGUCAACCAGGAGGACCUCAUCUCUGCGCUGACAGCGAUCAACAACUUCAUUUACGAGCACCACGAGUUCUACUCCUAGGGACGGGACCGAGGGCCGGAACUUUUAUGAGACACGGGCGUUAUGGUAUGGGGGGAUUUUGCAUAGGCCAGGAGCAUUGCCAACGGAUAUGGCUGGGUUGGGUAUUUUUCCGAGGGUGUUUCGGUGUUGUUGGGGUUGACUUCGUAACUGACCCGAAGAUGGUCACCGCUAGCGUCACCGAACCAGCGGUUGGAGUUUCGGUUGUAUCGUAUCGUAUUCUUUCGAUAUUCGCACUGUCUGUAUUUCGAAGAAUUGUUCAGACCGAGGUAACCAUC